GUCACAUGGGGAGGUGAAACUACUUUACACUUCAUAAACUUGUAAAGGAAUCAGAGAGGAAAGAAGAACAGCCGAGAGGUAGGGACGUCUCAUUUGACAAAAAGAUCUGGAGCUUUAUUUGAAUCACAUUUAACUUUUUGUAUUUGAACAUCCUUAAAAAUCUGCAAUGGCUUUUAAAGCAUUUACACACACACACGUCUAUGAAAAGCAAUCGACCUCAAAAGAAAAGGACAAGUCCAGCAUCCAGUGCGUUGAGCGCUAUGACCAAAAUGUGUAUUUAGGGACCAAAGAUGCAACAGUCCUGCAUCUCAUCCUUCCCAGUGGCACAGACGGAGACCAGAGCAAAAUCAGAGAGUGUAGGGUGAGAAAACUAGGCUCAAGCCACCCUGUAGCUCACCUGAGGGUGGUCCCACUUUUCAACCAUCUGCUGAUCCUGUGGGACCGGAGCGUCGCCGCCCUCAACAUGUUCUCCUUAGAGCCUGUUCCCGCUCUCAAGAAGAUCCAGCAUGUGAAUUUAUUUGAGGUGUGCAACUCAUUGCUCGCAGCACAAGCAGAAUGUGUGGAGAUGGUGACUUCCUCCAGUCGCAGGAAAGUGAUCCGGAUCCAUGUGGUGGGAGUGGAUAGGUGGGACGUUGUCAAAGAAGUCCCUCUGCUCCAGGACCCCGUGGCCUUGGCAGUGGACGGUGGCUGUGUGUGUGUAGGUACCAGCGACAGGUAUCUGCUCUGUGAUCUUCGGACUGGAGGCAGUGAUGAGCUUUUUCCUCACAAUCACAGCAGGCAGCGUGUCAUUGUAACCUCAAUGGGACGAGGGGAAUUUCUCCUAAACGGGCCUGAAUCUUUGGGCGUGUUUGUGAUGAAGACAGGGAUGUGCCAGCGCCCUCCCCUGCAGUGGCCUCAGGAGGUGCUGGCAGCCGGAGUGUGUUUCCCUUACAUCCUAACCCUGCAGCCCCGAGUGCUGUCUGUCUACAGCGCUGUGGAUCAGCAGUGCAAACAGACCGUGAGUCUCAGCGGAGCGAAGGGUCUCCUCUGCACAUCAGAUGGCGUGUUAGUGUUCACAGAGAGAGACAUUUUCAGCCUGCGCCUGGUGCCACCAGAAGAGCAGAUCCAGACACUUGUAAUGCAUGAGAGGUUUGAGGAGGCCUUAUUGCUGUUGGAUGCAGUUCAGGAUCAACUUCCACUUGACUCAUUCAAGGAGCUACAGAAGGCCAUCACUUGCCUCGCUGGAUUUGUCCAUUUUUACCAAAAGGAUUUUUCUAAGGCCAGAGAUCUAUUCAUUACAGGUGAGCUGGACCCGAGGGAAAUCAUGCGCCUCUACCCUGACUUGUUGUGUCACAGCGAGGAAUUUCAAUCCCAGCUCGAUCAUUUGAACAAGGGCAGGCAUAUCCAGGUGCUCUGCCGAGACAACAGGAACACAUUUCAUCAUUACCUGGCCUUCCUGGGAGAUUUUCUCAGAGCAGUCAGGGGGACGGAGCAAGGCCUAAAGUGCAGUAAGGAGGUGGACUACGCCCUCCUGAGGCUGUACGUAGAACUGGGAGACACUCAAAAUCUGCAGCAGCUUGUAGCAUUUCCCAACUUGUGCAGUCUGGACUACUGCGUUCCUGUUUUGGAGCAACACAGAAGAUAUUUUGCCAUAGGUUCCCUCUAUCAAAGCCAUGGAAAUUACAUUGAUGCAAUUAAGACUUGGGUGAAAAUUGAAGAUGGCCUCCACGAAGACCCGUUCUGCUCAGAUGUGUAUGGCCACAUAGUGCAGACUCUCAGCCAACUGCAAGACACAGAUGUUGUGUGGAAAUUUGCAGAAUGGACUCUUCAAAGAAACCAGGAGAUUGCUGUGCAGAUUUUCAACAAGCGUCCACCAGAUGUUCAAUUUGAGACACAAGAUGUCCUUGCUCUCCUGGAGAAGUACCCACUGGCGAUGCUUUAUCAUCUUGAGUUCUUAAUCUAUGAUUUGAACAGUGAGGAUGAGCGCCAUCAUAACCGCCUGGCCCUGGCGUAUGUUACUCAGUCGCUGCGAGAUGAAGAGGAAUCCGAUUCGCGGGAGACCAGGGGGAAGUUGCAGCAGCUUCUAUGGGAAUCCAGAUUUUAUGACGUCUCCACUGUAUACGAGAGAGUCGAGUCGACCGCUCUCAGGCUGGAGAAAGCCAUCCUGCUGGGUAGGACCGGUGGACACUCGCAGGCUCUGCAGGUGCUUGUUCACCAGGAGGGGGACCUCAAGGCUGCCGAGGCCUACUGCUGCAGGGCCGGGCGGGGCAAGGACGCUGUGUUCAGGCAGACCCUGCUGCUCACCCUGCUCCAAAUAUACCUGAGCUCCGAGGACCUCGGCAGCGCGGCCGUGGAUCUGCUCAACAACCACCCUCGGGUCCUUGCAGCAGAGAAGGUCAUACAGCUCCUGCCUGAAGCCUGGUCUGUUCAACUGGUCUCCCAGUUCUUAGUUGGAUCCCUCAGAGCGACAUGCCAUCAGAGGCGAAUGGCGCAGCUGCAAAAAGCCAUGGCCCAGGUGGAGCUCACGAGACACAAGGUCAUUUGGAUGCAAACCUUAAAAACAAAGUUCAGACUGGAUAAGGGACAGAAGUGUAAGGUUUGUCAGAAAGACCUUGCAGAGCCAGAGUUUGCCUGUAACCUCACUGGUGAGCUGACGCACACAAGCUGUCGUGGUUUUCCCUCAACGUAAAGAUACCGAUGGAUAAUUCAAAAUGUUGUAUGUUUAUGUAAUAUAAAUAUGUGAUUCUGUGCAGUGUUGGAGGUCACGUUCAUUUCUAGCCGAAUAGGUAUCUGCAUCUUAUACCAGAUGUUUCUUCUCGUUUACUGUUUUAAUUUUGACAAAUUUUGCACAAGGUUGUAAUUCAUGGACCUAAAUAAAAAAAUUAAAACAAAAUAGAUUGUUUAAAUAACUGGUUUCAUGAUACAAAAAAGCAAGCUGUGCCCUUUUUCAGGGCAGCAUGUCUGAACCAUUUCCUCGAGACGCUGUACACAGCAAAAGCUAUAAAGGGGAAGACACUAACGGGCAUCUAUUCACUGAUCAGACAGUGGUGUUUAACAUGAAAACCACCGGUGGUCAAUGUGAUGACCAAAAGGAAUUCACCCAUCCUACAUGGCUGUAUAUAUAUGCAUCAUGGUUUCCACAGACUGUGUAUAUUUGCCUGCGUAAAACUGGAAAUAGAAAGUCAACAACUGAGAAGUUGCACGUGAGGGACUUUUUUUAUUCAGCCUGCGCAUUGAUGUACAUUCAUGCUCCAACCUCUCAAAAUACCAUACAUGACCCAACUUCCUUCAAAAUCUUUCAAAAGGUGUUUUUUUUUAAUUGCUCUCUACGCACAUGGUUUAAUAUUUCUUCCUGCAAAAUGCAAUUUUUAGAGCCUAAGGUCUAGUAGAGUACACUGCAUGGAUUUGAAAAGAAUCCGGUUUAAUCGUUCAUGAAAUCAUGAAAAAAAGCCAAAACCAGGCCAAAAAGGCAGAUUUUAAAACAUUAUUUGGAGCGCCCCCUAUUCUUCAAAAAUUAGGGUGUGUUCAGAGCUUCAAUGUCUACACAUGCUAUAUUUUUGGUGAGGGCAGGCCAAGUCAUUUGGAAGUUAAACAUCUGCAAGAUUAAGCCACACCCCAUGUGAAGUUAACUAACCCAUAUCUCAUCAAAACAAUGAGUUAUCAGCACUAUUCUGAUAUAACAUGGGCACAUUGAACUAAUAAUGAUCCACCGAAGGUUUAGUGACACUCAAACUUAGCGUUUAGGAGAAAUUGCCAAAAAUGUGUUUUUCACAAAAUUCAAAAAGGCGGAAAAUCUAGUUAGGCGCAUUUGCAUACCAUGAUUGACUUUUUUGUAGAGCACCUGUGUGCCAACUUUCAAGUUGAUCGGACAUCGGAGUAUGGAGGACAAAAAAUUAGUAUAAAUAAA
Messenger RNA from Pungitius pungitius (ninespine stickleback), 3886 nucleotides. Its product is annotated as transforming growth factor-beta receptor-associated protein 1. Bases 167 to 2668 code for a protein of 833 amino acids. Gene Ontology annotation, cellular component: cytoplasm; membrane. The record is from RefSeq and is a predicted model, not a curated record. The transcript is spliced from 11 exons. Lineage: Eukaryota; Metazoa; Chordata; Actinopteri; Perciformes; Gasterosteidae. Gene Ontology annotation, biological process: vesicle-mediated transport; autophagy; endosomal vesicle fusion.